Molecule: messenger RNA, 5588 nt
Organism: Ciona intestinalis (vase tunicate)
Lineage: Eukaryota; Metazoa; Chordata; Ascidiacea; Phlebobranchia; Cionidae
Source: RefSeq, a predicted model, not a curated record
CGUAUUAACAGCUUAUUUUCGCCAGGUUUAAAUCACGUAUAGGUUUAAUUUAUCAAUACAGCAAGAUGUCGUUCGAUUACGAAGCAUGCCAAGAUGCAGCCCAGUACCUCCGGUUGAGCCGAGAGAAAAUUAUUGAAAACCAAACUCAGAAACCGGACGGCAAAAAGUAUGUUUGGUUUCCAACGAAAGCUGAGGCUUAUGUGAAAGGAGAACUUAUCAAGACCGAGAAAGGAAAAUGUACGAUCAAGUCAAUCGAUGAGGGAAAGGAAAUGACAGUGAAGGAAGACGACCUACAGGAGAUGAAUCCGCCUCGAUAUGAGAAAUGCGAAGACAUGGCCGGCAUGACCUUCCUUAACGAAGCCAGCGUUCUUAACAAUCUUCGAUCCCGAUACGAAUCUUUUAUGAUCUACACGUAUUCCGGUCUCUUCUGCGUGACUGUUAACCCGUACAAGAUGUUGCCCGUAUACGCUCCGUACGUGAUUGCUGCUUACAAGGGAAAGCGACGAACUGAGAUGCCUCCCCAUCUUUAUUCCAUCGCUGAUAACGCUUACACCGAGAUGUUGAUGAACCGGGAAAACCAAUCUAUGCUGAUCACAGGAGAGUCUGGUGCAGGUAAGACUGUCAACACAAAGAAAGUUAUUCAGUAUUUCGCUUUGGUUGCCGCCUAUGGAGCUGCUCAAGAUGACGGAAAGGGAACACUUGAAGAUCAAAUCGUUCAAUGUAACCCAGCUAUGGAGGCUUUCGGUAACGCUAAGACUGUAAGAAACGACAACUCUUCCCGAUUCGGAAAGUUUAUCCGAAUUCACUUCGGCAGCACUGGCCUUCUUGCGUCAGGAGAUAUUGAACAUUAUUUGUUAGAGAAGUCACGUGUCAUCUACCAACAAGAGGGCGAGAGAAAUUACCAUAUUUUCUACCAGAUCAUCUCAGGGUCGAAACCUGAGCUUAUCGACCAACUACUCGUAACAAAGGAUCCAUACGAUUACAAGUCAAUCUCACAGGGGGUGGUGACCGUGGAUAACAUGGACGAUGGAGCAGAGUUGCUGCUUACUGACGAUGCGUUCCGGGUGCUCGGUUUCAACCAAGAAGAGAUAUCGGGCAUUUACCGAAUCAUGGCUGGUAUUAUGCACCAACAGAAUAUGAAGUUCAAGAACAAACAGCGAGAAGAACAAGCAGAACCUGACGGCACUGAAGAUGCCGACAAAGUUGCUUAUCUCUUCGGUUUGAACUCUGCCGACUUUAUCAAAUACAUUUGCCACCCUCGUGUAAAGGUCGGAAACGAAUAUGUUACCAAGGGGCAAUCUUGCAACCAGGUGAGCUAUGGUAUGGGAGCUCUCAGCAAAGGUUUGUUCGGUCGUCACUUUGAUUGGUUGGUCAAACUUAUCAACCAAACUCUGAGCACCAAACUACCAAGAAGUUUCUUUAUCGGUGUACUGGAUAUUGCUGGUUUUGAAAUCUUCGACAGCAACAGCUUCGAGCAACUGUGUAUUAACUUCACGAACGAAAAGCUUCAACAAUUCUUCAAUCAUCACAUGUUCGUAUUGGAACAAGAAGAAUACAAGAAAGAAGGAAUUGAUUGGGUUUUCAUCGAUUUUGGAAUGGACUUGGCUGCUUGCAUUGAACUUAUAGAAAAGCCCCUUGGAAUUAUGUCAAUUCUUGAAGAAGAAUGCAUGUUUCCGAAAGCAUCCGAUGAUACAUUCAAAGACAAGUUAUACCAGAACCAUCUGGGCAAGAGCAAGGCUUUCGGAAAACCAGUAAAGAAGACAAAAUACGAAGCUCACUUCGAACUUUACCAUUAUGCUGGCACCGUGGCAUACAACAUUUGCGGAUGGUUAGAAAAGAACAAGGAUCCACUGAACAACAGUGUCGUCGAUCUUUACAAGAAAGCAUCAUUAAAACUGAUGCAAACUAUCUGGGAAGGAUACGUAAGCCCAGAGGAAGCCGCAAGUGGUGGUGGUAAAGGAGGCAAACGUAAGAAGGGGGGUUCCUUCAUGACCGUGUCGUCGCUACAUCGUCAAUCACUCAACAGUUUGAUGACAAAUCUCAGAUCCACUGCUCCACAUUUCGUGCGUUGUCUUAUACCCAACGAACGAAAAUGCCCGGGAGAGAUGGAUUCUCACUUGGUACUUCACCAGCUUCGUUGCAACGGUGUACUGGAAGGUAUUCGUAUCUGCAGAAAAGGUUUCCCAAACAGAGUUCCGUAUGGAGACUUCAAGCAGAGGUAUCGCAUUUUGAACCCGAAUGCCGCUCCGGAGGGCCAGUUCAUGGAUAGUAAGAAGACAUCGGAGAAAUUGUUGGGUAGUAUUGACAUCGACCAUGAGUCGUACAAGCUUGGUCAUACCAAGGUUUUCUUCCGCGCUGGUAUGAUCGGAAAACUUGAAGAAAUGCGAGACAACAAACUUUCGUCGAUCUUCAAACUGAUCCAAGGUAGAAUGAGGGGGGUGCUUAUGAGAAGGGAAUACCAGAAGAUGAUUGAACGAAGACAAGCAUGUCGAAUCAUCCAAUCCAACUUACGAGCAUUCUUCGGAAUGGCGAACUGUGAGUGGAUGAAGCUCAUGUUUAAGAUCAAACCUCUUCUGAAGACUGCCGAAUCCGCUAAGGAGCUUGAAGAAAUGGAGAAAGAGUUUGCUGAAACUAAAGUCAACUUGGAAAAGGAAACCAAGCGAAGAAAGGAAUUGGAAGAGAUGCAAGUCUCCUUUAUUCAAGAAAAGAAUGAUCUUGUUAUGCAAUUGCAAGCGCAACAAGAUCAAAUAGAUGACGGUGAGGAUCGAUGCGACCAACUUAUCAAGACCAAGGUUGAAUUGGACGGAAAGAUCAAAGAACUGACUGAAAAGAGUGAAAUGAAGAUGGAGAUUGAUGACCUCGCCUCUAACGUGGAGAGCGUUACUAAAGCUAAACUUAACUACGAGAAAAUGGCCAGGAACCUUGAGGAACAAUUAAAUGAAACAAAGAUGAAGAACGACAACUUUACCAAGGAAGUUAACGAGUUGAACGCAGCUAAAGCUCGUCUCUCCUCUGAGAAUGGUGAAUUCGGUCGACAACUUGAUGAACGUGAGCACUUGAUGGCGCAACUUACUCGAAGUAAAAACAGUUCGUCUCAGCAAAUUGAUGAGUUGAAACGAGUUGUUGAAGAAGAGACCAAAGCUAAAGCCGCAUUGGCACACGCUGUUCAGGCUUCUCGACACGACAACGACCUCUUGCGGGAACAAUACGAAGAAGAACAAGAAGCGAAAGCUGAACUCCAGAGAGCAUUAUCAAAAGCAAAUGCUGAAGUUGCUCAAUGGAGAAACAAAUACGAAACUGAUGCGAUCCAACGAACCGAAGAAUUGGAAGAAGCAAAGAAGAAACUUGCCCUUCGACUCCAAGAGGCCGAGGAGCAAGUUGAAGCGAUGCAAGCCAAAGCUGCGAGUUUGGAUAAAACUAAGAACCGACUCCAAGGCGAGGUUGAAGAUUUGACGAUCGAUCUUGAACGAUCAAACGCUGGUGCCGCUGCUUUGGAUAAAAAGCAACGAAACUUCGAUAAGGUGCUUAGUGAGCAUAAACAAAAGGCUGAGGAAGUUCAGGUCGAACUUGAGCAAUCUCAGAAGGAAGCAAGAAGUCUCUCAACUGAGUUGUUUAAGAUGAAGAACGCUUACGAGGAAGCAUUGGAUGGGUUGGAAACAGUGAAGAGGGAGAAUAAGAAUUUACAAGAGGAGAUCGCCGAUCUCACCGACCAACUUGGCGAGGGUGGGAAGAGCAUCCACGAGUUGGAGAAGGCGAAGAGGACGCUUGAACAUGAGAGGAACGAAAUCCAAGCUGCUCUUGAGGAGGCUGAGGGAGCAAUGGAAGGGGAGGAGUCGAAAGUCCUCCGGUUGCAAGUGGAGGUUGCGCAGAUGAAGCAGGAGUUUGAACGGAAGAUCGCUGAGAAAGAAGAAGAGGUUGAUACGCAAAGACGAAACCAACAGCGAUCAAUUGAAUCAAUGCAAACCACUCUUGAUUCCGAGAGUAAGGCCAGACAAGAAGCUGUAAGGAUCAAAAAGAAGAUGGAGGGAGAUCUUAAUGAUCUAGAAAUCCAACUUGGUCACGCCAACCGACAAGCAUCUGAAGCGCAAAAACAAGCCAAGUCUAUUCAAUCCCAUGUUAAGGAUCUUGAAAUGCAAGUGGAUGAAGCUCAACGUCAUGCUGAAGAUCUUCAAGAACAAUCAGCUGUGAUUGAACGACGAGGAAACCUUCUUACUGCUGAGAUAGAGGAGCUCAGAUCUGCUCUUGAACAAGCAGAAAGAGGACGCAAGUUGGCUGAGACCGAACUUCUUGAUAGCAGCGAGCGUUCGAACAUGCUACACACACAAAACACCGCUCUUAUCAACCAGAAGCGUAAGUUGGAAGGUGAGUUGCAAACCAUGCAAGGCGAAGUUGAGGAGGCAGUGCAAGAACAAAGGAAUGCUGAAGAGAAAGCCAAGAAGUCUAUUGUUGACGCUGCAACAAUGGCCGAAGAGUUGAAGAAAGAGCAAGAUCUGUCAUCUCAUUUGGAGCGAAUGAAGAAGAACAUGGAACAAACCGUUAAAGAUCUUCAACAACGACUUGAUGAAGCUGAAAACAUCGCACUCAAGGGAGGCAAGAAACAAGUGCAAAAACUUGAGGCUAGGAUCCGUGAACUUGAGAACGAAGUCGACAGCGAACAACGUCGAAACAGCGACUCGGUGAAGAAUCAGCGUAAGUUUGAACGACGAUUGAAGGAAGUGACGUACCAGGGUGAAGAAGACAAGAAGAACUUAACACGCAUCCAGGAUCUUGUUGAUAAACUCCAGAUCAAAGUGAAAACAUACAAGCGACAAGCCGAGGAAGCGGAGGAACAAGCCAACACAAACUUGAGCAAAUACCGCAAACUCCAGCACGAAUUGGACGAUGCAGAAGAGCGAGCAGAGAUGGCAGAAUCGCAACUUAACAAGAUGAGAUCCAAGGCUCGUGAUAUGAAGUCGGAUAAAUAUCUGUCAUCUCAUUUGGAGCGAAUGAAGAAGAACAUGGAACAAACCGUUAAAGAUCUUCAACAACGACUUGAUGAAGCGGAAAACAUCGAACUUAAGGGAAGCAAGAAACAAGUGCAAAAACUUGAGACCAGAAUUCGUGAACUUGAGAACGAACUUGACUCGGAGCAGCGUCGCAACGGUGACUCAGUGAAAAGCCAACGAAAAGUGGAACGACGAUUGAAGGAAGUGACGUACCAGGGUGAAGAAGACAAGAAGAACUUAACACGCAUCCAGGAUCUUGUUGAUAAACUCCAGAUCAAAGUGAAAACAUACAAGCGACAAGCCGAGGAAGCGGAGGAACAAGCCAACACAAACUUGAGCAAAUACCGCAAACUCCAGCACGAAUUGGACGAUGCAGAAGAGCGAGCAGAGAUGGCAGAAUCGCAACUUAACAAGAUGAGAUCCAAGGCACGUGAUACAAAGGAUUCAACUGGAUCUUUGCUUUAAACGGCUUUACGGGACAACGUUUGGAUAAAUUAGCUUUAAAUAAUUAUCUUCUGCAUCUUUUCUUUGGCAACCAAUCACUGUGACAUGCGAUGUUUUGCUUGCCAUGUACAGAUGUAAAUAAACGAAGUCAAACCAGUA